GGUUUAGUUUAGUUUAGAAUGUCAAAUAUGAGGCUGAUACUCGCAACCCUGCUGGUGGGAAUCUGCUCAGCUGCCCGUUUAGACAACACAUACCUUCCACCAGGAAAUGGCAAUGGAAAAGGAAAUGGUAAUGGUAAUGGUAAUGGAGGCGGUAACGGUAACGGUGACGUUAUCCCAAUUAUUUCAUACGAAAAUGUUAACAAUGGCGAUGGAAGUUAUAAAUGGAGCUACGAAUCAGGCAACGGCAUUAAGGCUCAAGAAGAAGGAGAACUUAAACCCGGCGGCGAAGAAGGAAUCCAAUCCGCAGUAGGUUCUUACUCAUACACAGCCCCAGAUGGAACGGAAAUCAAAGUUGAAUACACUGCUGACGAAAACGGUUUCGUACCAGUCGGUGACCACCUCCCCACACCACCCCCAAUCCCACCAGAAAUCCAAAAGGUUUUGGACCAAAUCGCUGCCGAAGGAGCUAACGGUGGUGGAAAUGGAAAUGGAAACGGAAAUGGAUAUGGUGGCGGUAAUGGUGGUGGUAAUGGAGGAGGUAACGGCGGAGGUAAUGGAGGUGGUAACGGAGGAGGUAACGGAGGAGGCAACGGAAAUGGAUACCGUUAUUAGAAGCAUCCCAUCAAAACGACGCGCCAGUUACCUUUUUCCAAUCAAGCAACGUUAUUAUAUAAGAAUAUUUAUUUAAGCAUUCUGCCAAUGUAUAUAUUCAUAGAGAAUCAUUCAUAUUAUAUAAUGUCCUUUCAUUUGGGCGUAAAUAAUAAAAUAUAAAUAUAAAGUAUGUCUAAAAAUUCAGUUUUAUUUUAAACCAGCCAAAAGUAGCUUAAGAGUUUUUGUCGAAACAAACUUUUCUAUUCUCAUAUGAGUAAGAAAUGAAUUAAACUUCUAUGAAAUAAGGAUAUAACUGGUGGUAUCAGUGAAGUAUAAGUGCAUUUCUAUCUUGGUGCAUACAUACUGAGUUCUGUCCCUCAUUAAGACUUUAAAAAGGUUCAUUCUAAUUAGAGCAUUUGCUUCCUUUGCAAAAUGGUGGUCAUUUGCCUCCUUCUUAUCCAGUAUUCAUAUAUAAGACAAAAAACUAACAUCACCACAACCUAAUAGAAAAUUUAUGAGCAAGUGAUUCAGAACCUAAACGCACUAAACUGUUUCAGCUUAACAUCUAACCUUAAUCUUUAAGUUAGUUUUUAAAACUUAUCUAUCUCACUUAAUAAUUACUUGAAAACGUUGGUUAAAAAAGAUAUCGCGAUCGAAAAGGAUUUGAAUAUGCUUUUAAUUUAUUAUUCUAGGUUUUGUUGUCCCCAAAGAGACCUUUAAUAAAUUAUUUUAGGCCAUUUUCCGAAUUUGUUAGAAAUAUUCAUCUUUUGUGUCCAAUAAGAAAAUUAAGAUAAAUAACUGUGUACCUCAUGUUUUUCUUUGAACAAAUUUUCAUUUUCUAGAAGUAUGACGAAGUAGUUGCCACUCCUAUUUUUUUCAUUAAUCAGUUUAAAAAUAAAUGCACGGUCAUAUCAUGACUGCGUUCUUUCAACUCUAAAAACUUAAACAGAUAUUAAAGAUUUAAAGCUCUAUAAAGCAACACACAUGUGAAAAGAUUUGUUUAUCUCAUUCUUGUUAAUAAGAGUAAUUUAUUCACCUUUUUCUUUAGUGCGUUAUUUAGGAAAAUAUGUUUUAGAUAAAACUUCUAGAAACGACUUUGUUGUAUUACAAAGACCAACUUUGAGUUCCACUUUAUUGACUGGUUUUUAAUAACAACGUUUCCCAUAUCUUCUAUAUUUAAGAUUUAAAUAUUAUACUUUUAUUAUUUGUUAAACUCAAAUAUCUCAUUUUCAAAUAUCUGAAAUAUAAAUAGUUUGUAGACUUUUAAAAUAUAUGUAUAAUACUAAUAUAUUUACGCCUAAACACAUUACCAAUCCAAAAAGGAUCUUUCAUAUCUGUUUUAUAUCUUUGUUUUCCUUUUUUGGGUUGGUAAUGAAACUGUUACCAAAAUAUUUAUUUCCAAUUAUUGUAAACGAUAAACAUGGCUGACGACUAUGCUAGAACAAGGCUAAUUGAUCGAUAUUAUGAUUUUUUUAUAUAUGUACUUUCAUUCGUGUGAUUGUCUCAUUUCACUAUUUAUUGUUAACUGAGUGAAAUAUGUUGCUAUUGCUACAUUUAUUGGUUGUGCACUUUAAGUUAUAUUAUGCAAUUUUUGUCAACGCAUUAUAUGUUUUGUCUUA
Diabrotica balteata is the source of this 2210-nucleotide messenger RNA. Lineage: Eukaryota; Metazoa; Arthropoda; Insecta; Coleoptera; Chrysomelidae. The record is from the annotation of a GenBank genome assembly.